AAUAUCGGUCAAAAACAACCGUAAAGUCAACCAUUCAGAAGAGUAACGCCGGGAAAAGAAGAGGAUGUUUUAUCCUGGUGUACCUUGCCCUUGAUAGAAGAGGAUUUACCUGUGAAUAGCAGGUGUAGCAAACCUACCUCUACCUACCACCCCUUCUCUUCAAGCAUCCUCAACCAGUGAUGGUAAGAGGAGAAACGAGAGAACACCAGUGCGUUUAUAUCCUGGCACCAUUCCUAAAUCAACAUUCAACUGUAUCGCCAUGAGGUUUCUGCCUGAUCUGUAGAUGGAGAGCUGCUAAUUUGCAUGCCGCAGAGUGUGAGUGGAGUUGAGAUGAGGAAACAGCAGCAGGCCCACAUUGAAGGACCCCCUCAAGCCCCUGGGCACCCGAGACCGAACACCUGCUGUCUGUGCUGGUGCGGCUGCUGUAAAUGCCUCUGGAAUGAAGAGCGUAGAGAACGUCCCGAGCAGCAAACAUGUACAAAAAUGGACAGCAUAGAAGCGACAGAAGAACAGCAUCCCACACUGGAUGAAGUUGUAGCCUGGGCACGAAGCUUUGAGCUCAUGAUGCACUCAUCAGAAGGCAGAGACGUUUUUAGGCAGUUCCUCCGGUCGGAGUACAGUGAGGAGAACCUUAUGUUCUGGAUAGCCUGUGAGGAAUUAAAGAAGGAAACCAACCCAACAGCUAUAGAUGAGAAAGCAAGGAUCAUUUAUGAGGAUUAUGUAUCUAUCCUGUCACCAAAAGAGGUCAGUUUGGAUUCCCGGGUGAGGGAGGGCAUCAACCAGAGCCUGGCAGAGCCCAGCAGCUUGAUGUACGAGGAGGCCCAGCUCCAGAUCUACAUGCUCAUGCACAGAGACUCAUUCCCACGUUUCCUCAACUCCUCUGUUUACAGGGACCUCCUGGAACGAAAGAGAGCCUGCUUAGAUACCUAAGGUUCCAGCCAAAAACUCGAGACAAAAAAAAAACCGUCCUAAGGUGCCACUACGGAAAGGUCUGAGGUUUCCUAUACAUAGAGCGAGUAGUUAAGCAAUUCUUACCGUCCAGUAGUGAGCCUGAAGUUCACUUCCUGUUUAAGUGCCAAUAUGAGCUGCUCAGCCAACUGUGACAAAAAGAAUUGUGUAAGGAAAACCAUCCGAGCCCUGUUUCCUGUUCUUUACCUCUCUCUCUUUUCUCCACCUGUCAUCCUUUCACUUGCCUCAUGUAUUUGAGGACAGCUGAAUAUUUUUUUUUUUUUUUUAAAUGAUUGAGUUCUUACAGCAGGUAACACCUAAUGUUGCAUGAUACAAGAUUUUUGGAAUUGGUUCUAGCUUUGACAUUUAACUCCUGGCAGGACUGCAGUGGUUUUCAAAUAAGAAAUGUACUACUUAUGCUGUCCUGAGGAGAGAGCCUUUAACGCUCUUGUAAGCUAAGGGAAAAAUGUAGUUUUGACACUUUUUUUUUUCCCCCCCCUUUUCUCUGUUGGAAGCAUUUACCACUGUCAUCUAUCUGCCCCAUCUUUUGUCCGUCUUAACAACUUGACUUUUUCACUGGGAUAUGUAAGGGCUAGUGUUGUGGUUGGGCAGCUAAACAAACCAUAAAUAUGACUUUCCUCUGCAAAAAUCACAAUGCCUCUAUCGAUUAAGGGCACAGAAGCUGCUGACGCUGACCAACAACCACAGUUAGUUAAUUGUGCGUGUCCUCCCACUCCACUCGUCCCUGAGGGAAGCACAGGUACUGAAUGUCGCUCGUAAGCAUUGCUGGAUUAAGAGUUUUGCUUGAAAAUAAAGCCGCAACAUCUCAGAGGUAUGUGAGGGGAAUUAGAACUGUCAUUUACAUUCAAAUGCCUUUUUUUUUUUUUAAACCAAGUCUUAAGGUUGUGAACACUGCCUUGUUUUUAAAGGCGUCACUGUAUUUGAAAUAAUGACUUAUGUCUUUGUUCAGGCAAUGCACAAUGACACAUUUUCUCAGAAGUGAUGUUAGGUAACAUGCUUCUGGUUUUAAUAUAAAAGUUUGGGGUA
Messenger RNA from Neoarius graeffei (lesser salmon catfish), 1995 nucleotides. It is a transcript of the gene rgs17, whose product is annotated as regulator of G protein signaling 17. The record is from RefSeq and is a predicted model, not a curated record. The transcript has 6 exons. NCBI's taxonomy places the organism in Eukaryota, Metazoa, Chordata, Actinopteri, Siluriformes, Ariidae. The coding region runs from base 304 to 930 and encodes 208 amino acids.